Molecule: messenger RNA, 2121 nt
Organism: Manihot esculenta (cassava)
Lineage: Eukaryota; Viridiplantae; Streptophyta; Magnoliopsida; Malpighiales; Euphorbiaceae
Product: eukaryotic translation initiation factor 5
Exons: 2
Coding region: 499-1842 (447 amino acids)
Biological process (GO): formation of translation preinitiation complex; formation of cytoplasmic translation initiation complex; translational initiation
Cellular component (GO): cytosol
Molecular function (GO): GDP-dissociation inhibitor activity; translation initiation factor activity; eukaryotic initiation factor eIF2 binding
Source: RefSeq, a predicted model, not a curated record
GAAAUUAAAAUUAGGAGGCUGAGUUUGCCCUAAAAGCCUUCUCUCUCUAUCUCAUUUCUCUGUAUAAAAGCAUUGCUCUCCCCCAAAGCGUUUCACAAUCUCUUACGCAGAGCGGAGACCCAUCCUUCCGACGAUCCUCUUUUUCUCUUCAUUCUAAGGAAGUUGGCAGUUUUGUCUGCUUCGUCUGCAGUUCAUCCAAAGUGGAGCUUGUUAAGUUUGAAGCUUUUUUUAUGUCUGAACGGUCCUCUCUUUUUCUGUCAUCAAUUGGAUUACUUGGAGAGUACUGUCCUACGUCUAGAAAAAAGAUCAGACAUUCGUCAACUAAGGUUGGCUGCAUGCAUCUUGGGUUAUUUGAGGGCCAUAGCACAGACUACAUAGGUUGCCAGUUUAUGCGGCCUUUCUCAUCUUCAAGGAACCUGUUUGAUAAAGAACAUAACGCCACUGGUUUUUGUCCCUUUUGAUUAACGAGAUACUGGUAUCUCCAUCAGUACAAGCAAGAUGGCGCUGCAAAAUAUUGGUGCUUCCAACAGUGAUGAUGCCUUUUACAGGUACAAGAUGCCAAAAAUGAUAACCAAGAUUGAAGGUAGGGGAAAUGGCAUCAAAACUAACGUUGUUAACAUGGUUGAGAUUGCUAAGGCCUUGGCUAGACCUGCUUCCUACACAACAAAGUACUUUGGCAAUGAGCUUGGAGCCCAAUCCAAGUUUGAUGAGAAAACUGGAACUUCACUUGUGAAUGGAGCCCAUGAUACUGCAAAGCUUGCUGGCUUGCUUGAGAACUUCAUCAAGAAGUAUGUGCAGUGUUAUGGCUGUGGUAACCCUGAAACUGAGAUAGUUAUCACUAAGACACAAAUGAUCACCCUAAAGUGUGCUGCAUGUGGAUUCAUCUCUGAUGUUGAUAUGAGGGAUAAGCUUACAACAUUUAUUCUUAAGAGCCCGCCUGAGCCAAAGAAGGGAUCGAAAGACAAGAAGGCUAUGAGGAGGGCUGAGAAGGAACGGCUGAAGGAAGGUGAGGCUGCUGAUGAGGAGAUGAAGAAGCACAAAAAGGAGACCAAGAAGAAGGGCUCGUCUGGUAGUUCUAAGGACCUUUCUAAAGGUACAUCAUCCAAGAAGAAAAGCAACGGCUCGGAUGAGGACCACUCACCAGCUCGCAGCCAAGCUGAUGAGAAUGACCACGGGAUUGCUAAUGAUGACAACGAUGAUGAGGAUGAUGUUGAGUGGCAAACAGAUACUUCUCUGGAGGCAGCUAAACAACGCAUACAGGAGCAGUUGAGUGCUGUUACUGCAGAUAUGGUAAUGCUAUCCACAGUUGAAGAAAAGGCCAAGUCAGGAAAGAAGUCUCCAGAACGGGAAGCCAAGUCUCACCAGAAUGGCAUUAAAAGCAAUGACCCCUCAGAAGGCCUUGUUAAUGAGAUAAAGGGAUAUCUGCAAAUGGGUUCUCCUGCAAGCCAGCUGAAAUCCUUCUUGAGUUCGCUCUCUGGGACACCUCAAGAAGUCAUUAAUGCUCUGUUUGCUGCUCUCUUUGGAGGUGUUGAGAAAGGGUUUUCUAAGGAGGUAACGAAAAAGAAGAACUACCUAGCAGCAGCAGUUCAAGAGGAGGGAUCACAGAUGCUUCUGUUGCAUGCUUUUGAGUCUUUCUGUGAUAAUGCAAGCCCUGAAGUACUGAAGGAGGUACCUUUGGCUGUUAAAGUGUUGUAUGACAAGGAUGUGCUGGAAGAGGAGUUCAUCCUAGAGUGGUACCAGAAGGGACUGAGUGGUGGCAACAAAAGCUCGCCAGUCUGGAAGAAUAUGAAGCCUUUGGUUGAGUGGCUUCAGAAUGCUGAGUCAGAAUCAGAGGAGGAGUGACUUCUUUAGGGUGUUAUUCUCUCACCCUCGGUUACAAGUGUUGCUACUUUCUUCAUGUAAUAAAGUUGAUCGUAUUAUUAUAGCUUCUAAGGAGUUGAAAUAAAAGGAGGGGUUGGGGGAGAGGGACAUUUGGAGUGCAUUUCUGUGUUCUGUGUCGGGCAGUGUUUUUUAGUUGGAUUCUCCUAGUCGUCAUUGGUUGGGUCUCUGUCUUGUUUACUUUGUUCGAGUUUGUCAUGAUGUCUAUGGAUUUGCAUUUUUAUGCCUAAUUGCUUGUUUGAA